CUGCAGGGGGCGCUGCGGCCGGGAGGCGGAGGCGGAGGCUGAGGCGACUUCUGACAACACGCUGUUUUUGUGAAUGGCGGCGGGACCGAUCUCGGAGCGAAACCAAGAUGCCACUGUGUACGUGGGAGGCCUGGAUGAGAAAGUGUCCGAACCGUUGCUAUGGGAACUGUUCCUCCAGGCAGGGCCGGUGGUCAACACUCACAUGCCCAAGGACAGAGUGACCGGGCAGCAUCAAGGUUAUGGCUUCGUGGAGUUCCUUAGCGAGGAGGACGCCGACUACGCCAUCAAAAUCAUGAACAUGAUCAAGCUGUACGGCAAGCCCAUCCGCGUCAACAAGGCGUCGGCCCACAACAAGAACCUGGACGUGGGGGCCAACAUCUUCAUCGGCAACCUGGACCCCGAGAUCGACGAGAAGCUGCUCUACGACACCUUCAGCGCCUUCGGGGUCAUCCUGCAGACCCCCAAGAUCAUGCGGGACCCCGACACGGGCAACUCCAAAGGGUACGCCUUCAUCAACUACGCCAGCUUCGACGCCUCUGACGCGGCCAUCGAGGCCAUGAACGGGCAGUACCUGUGCAACCGGCCCAUCACCGUGUCCUACGCCUUCAAGAAGGACUCCAAGGGGGAGCGGCACGGCUCCGCGGCCGAGAGGCUGCUGGCCGCCCAGAACCCGCUCUCCCAGGCCGACCGGCCUCACCAGCUGUUCGCCGAUGCCCCCCCUUCCCUCUCCGCCCCCUCGCCCGUCAUCACCGCCAUGGGGCCCGGCAUGCCCCCUCCAGGCAUGCCCCCUCCCGGCGCCUUCCCUCCCCCGGGGCCCCCCCCCGGGAUGAUGCCCGGGAUGCACCCUCAUUCGAUGCCCCCCUCCUCUGGAGUCCCGGGACCACCGACAGGAGGAGCACCAGGCUCGGGACCCCCCCCUGGACCGCCCCCCUUCCCCCACGGAGCCAUGCACCCAGGAAUGCCUCAGAUGCAAAUGCACCCCCCUGGCCCUCCAGGAAUGGUGCCCCCCCCCCCGGGACUCGGAGGCCAGGCUCCGGUCCGAGUCGUGGUGGGGGUGGGCGGUCCGUACGUGGGGGGGCCUGGGGGUGUGUACCCGUAG
Polyodon spathula (Mississippi paddlefish) is the source of this 1099-nucleotide messenger RNA. RefSeq names its product splicing factor 3b, subunit 4 (gene sf3b4). NCBI's taxonomy places the organism in Eukaryota, Metazoa, Chordata, Actinopteri, Acipenseriformes, Polyodontidae. The record is from RefSeq and is a predicted model, not a curated record. Gene Ontology annotation, molecular function: RNA binding. The coding region runs from base 74 to 1099 and encodes 341 amino acids. Gene Ontology annotation, biological process: positive regulation of mRNA splicing, via spliceosome. Gene Ontology annotation, cellular component: U12-type spliceosomal complex; nucleolus. The transcript is spliced from 5 exons.